Molecule: messenger RNA, 1513 nt
Organism: Andrographis paniculata
Lineage: Eukaryota; Viridiplantae; Streptophyta; Magnoliopsida; Lamiales; Acanthaceae
Exons: 7
Coding region: 98-1309 (403 amino acids)
Cellular component (GO): Golgi apparatus
Molecular function (GO): antiporter activity; UDP-xylose transmembrane transporter activity
Source: RefSeq, a predicted model, not a curated record
GCCUCAAUCAUAUUAUCACAAGUUUUUUUUCUUUGAGGGUGUACCAUGAUUUGGCUUUAGCACAUCAUUCUAUUUGCACCCUUCGGCAAAUGCAUUUAUGGGAUUGAUCAAUCUUCUGUUGGGAAGAAAUGAGAGAAGAUUCAUCAAGAGAAAAGACAGUGAUGCAGGGGAAGCAGGCCGCGCGUUGGAAGAACUCCGAAGCUCCCUCUACAACGAGCUUCGAACAUCCGAAGGCGCCAAGCGACAGCAGCAACGCUUCUGCGGGCCUGCCGUUGCUUUGAGCUUCAAUUUUGUAGUGGCUGUUGGCAUCAUUUUUGGCAAUAAGAUGGUUAUGGGAAGAGUUGGAUUCAAUUAUCCUAUAUUCUUAACUCUCAUUCAUUACACCAUUGCUUGGAUUCUUCUCGCCCUAUUCAGACUGCUUUCGUUGCUCCCGGUGGCGCCUCCUUCCAAGACCACGCCUUUCUCGUCGUUAUUCACUUUAGGAGCCAUCAUGGCUUUCGCCUCCGGGCUUGCAAACACCAGCUUGAAACAUAAUAGCAUCGGGUUCUAUCAGAUGGCGAAGAUCGCUGUCACUCCGACGAUCGUUGUCGCAGAAUUCGUUCUCUUUAGAAAGCUCAUAUCAUUCCACAAGGUUGUUGCUCUGGUCGUUGUCUCGUUCGGCGUGGCAGUUGCAACGGUGACGGACUUGGAAUUUAAUGUCUUUGGCGCCUGCGCCGCAGUCGCGUGGAUAAUCCCGAGCGCCGUCAACAAGAUUCUCUGGUCGACUCUGCAGCAACAGGGCAACUGGACCGCGCUCGCGUUGAUGUGGAGGACUACGCCGGUGACGAUCUUCUUCUUGUUAGCUCUAAUGCCGUGGCUCGACCCUCCCGGCGUGCUGUCCUUCCCGUGGGACGUCAAGAAUGUCACCGCGAUCCUCAUAUCCGCUCUCCUCGGCUUUUUAUUACAAUGGUCCGGAGCGCUCGCACUCGGGGCGACAUCUGCAACGACUCAUGUGGUUUUAGGACAGUUCAAGACAUGCGUGAUUUUGCUAGGAGGGUAUAUGGUUUUCGGGUCGGACCCGGGUUUUGUGAGCAUUUGCGGCGCAAUGGUGGCUCUCGGAGGCAUGUCGGUUUACACGACAUUGAGCAUGAAAGAAUCGGCGAGGGAGAAGAAGGGGACGGGUGGCUUUCCGUUGCCAUCGAUUCAGGCAGUGGCGUCGGUUGGAGACGACGAUCGUGAGUUACUCGGAAAGAAAUCGCCGGUUGCCGACGGCGGCGGCGGCAACGACAACUGCAGCAACAGUGUUGUUACAACAACAUCAGCUGUUUGAUAUGGGCAUACACACACAUGCCUAAAUGGAUUUUGUUGAGUGACAUGCAAUGCAAUUUGUAUAGAAAUUAAACUAAUGAAAGUUCAAUGGAUUGCAUUUUUCCGAUCCUUCAAAGUUUGAAUUUUUGUAUGGGAAUAGUAAAAAAUUAAAUUGAUAUAACUCUUGAUGUUAUAUAAAUAUGUAGUUAAUGUGAUAUUGUAAUUU